Messenger RNA from Salvelinus sp. IW2-2015, 1239 nucleotides. Its product is annotated as serum amyloid A-5 protein-like. Lineage: Eukaryota; Metazoa; Chordata; Actinopteri; Salmoniformes; Salmonidae. The record is from RefSeq and is a predicted model, not a curated record. Gene Ontology annotation, cellular component: extracellular region.
UAAUAGUGACCAGUAGUAGGAUAAAAAGAUAGAUACUAAUGGUAAUGGAAAUCAAUAGUCAAUGAACAGCAGCAUAGGUGUGAGGGGGAGCAGUAAUUGUGUAACCCGUAAAUUGUGGACAUGCAAAUUGCCUUUCAUGUCUAUGUCUAUUAAAUACCUGUAUUCUACCCUACUAUAGUAGUCUAUAAUGAAUCAUAUCAUAAGGAAUCAUUCUCUCAUAUUAGGUGAGAGGCAAACUUUUGGAACCUCAUCCAUCAUGACAAUUACGACAUUAAAAGCAGAAAAACAAACUGCAUUGCUCCCAUUAGUCUUAUUAAUGCAGACACAUCACAUUUUGAUGCCUUGUUUUUUUAAGCUGUAGGCCUAGUUACACAAUUGAGGAGUAUCCUCCUUAUUGCCCAAGGCUUCAGAGCAGGUCCUCUAAUUCAUCUUGUCAUGACCUGGAAAUUUCUCAUCUUGUGUUCCUGGACAUACACUUCUGAUCGUAAUAGCUUGGGAGGACGAAGUUAGGGAAUUCCAGCUUUUGGAAAAACAGAACUCCUCCCUGGUCUGAGUGGAAUAUAAGAACAAGCUGCAGACCACAAACCAACACGAAACACAAGGGGGUUCAAACUGCCUGACUGACUAACUAACUAAGGAGCUAGAAGUUUGUCGCAUCUGCAAGUAUGAAGCUGCUUCUAGCUGGACUUGUUCUGACCCUUAUUGUGGGGGCUCAAGCUCAGUGGUACCACUUCCCUGGUGAAGCUGCUCGAGGUGCUAAAGACAUGUGGCGUGCAUAUGACGACAUGAAGGACGCCAACUGGAAAAACUCAGACAAGUACUUUCACGCUCGGGGCAACUAUGAUGCUGCCAGGAGAGGACCAGGGGGCAGGUGGGCAGCAACAGUCAUCAGUYAUGGCCGGGAGAMGGUUCAGGGUUCCAGUGGUCGAGGACACGAGGACUCAGCAGCUGACCAGSAGGCUAACCGCUGGGGACGUAAUGGAGGGGACCCCAACCGCUACAGACCCAAUGGACUCCCAAGGAAAUACUGAACCUAAAWAAAAGGAGGUUACUAGCCAAACUGAAGGACCACAUUCCAAACAAACAUAUUGCACCUAAUUACUGCUUUUGGUAAAAAUGUCAUAUUCUCAAAAAUUAUUUUGCCCAAAUGUUCUGCUAAUAGACAGGUACAUGGUACUGAAACUUAGUAUACAAUGUAUUUCAAAAGUGUUGCAAAAAUAAAGUGAUUACACAACCAGA